Salarias fasciatus (jewelled blenny) is the source of this 2975-nucleotide messenger RNA. It is a transcript of the gene smo, whose product is annotated as smoothened, frizzled class receptor. The record is from RefSeq and is a predicted model, not a curated record. The transcript has 12 exons. NCBI's taxonomy places the organism in Eukaryota, Metazoa, Chordata, Actinopteri, Blenniiformes, Blenniidae. Gene Ontology annotation, biological process: pattern specification process; smoothened signaling pathway; commissural neuron axon guidance. Gene Ontology annotation, molecular function: patched binding; transmembrane signaling receptor activity. Gene Ontology annotation, cellular component: plasma membrane; dendrite; cilium. Bases 384 to 2819 code for a protein of 811 amino acids.
AUCCGCAACUUUUCUCGCGUUUGCGCUUUUCGUCGGAGCGACGCGCACGAAGACCUUUAUGUGAUUUUUAAUCCGCUCGCUUCUUUUCUCCACUCGAAUGAGUUGUUUCCCUGCCGUUUGGAUGAUGAGGGAGUCCGGGACGAUCCGGCCGGGAUCGGACGAGGAGCCGCGGAGAGAAAAGUUCUGGACUGAGAGGAAACUUUAAAUCGUUUUCUUUUCUUUCUUUCCCUCCAUCAUGCCGCGUUCGGAACGAUCUUCUCACGAGGAAAUCUCCCCUCCCGCUUCCAGAGGAAACUGAUCCACCGAGGAUUCAGGCCGAUCCCGCAGUUUUUUUUUUUUGUUUUUUCUUCUGGCCGAGUCGAGUCUCUUCUCCCCCCCUCAAAAUGUCCUCCCAGGGUCGGAGGAGCCCCAUUGUUGGCUUGUACAGGAUGCUGUGCGUCUGGGCUGCCUGGCUCUCCGGCUCCGGGGCAGCGCUGGCUCCGAACGGGACCAUUUUCGAAGAUCAGUGCAAGAAAACCUCGACCUGCGAGGCUCUCAAGUACAACACAUGUCUGGGAUCGCCCCUGCCGUACACGCACACGUCCCUGGUCCUGGCCGAGGACUCCAGCACCCAGGAGGAGGCUUUCGAGAAGCUGACCAUGUGGUCUGGUUUGAGGAACGCCCCUCGCUGCUGGUCGGUCAUCCAGCCCCUGCUCUGCGCCGUCUACAUGCCCAAAUGUGAGAACGGGCGGGUGGAGCUGCCCAGCCAGAGCCUGUGCCUGGCCACCCGGCAGCCCUGCAGCAUCGUGGACCGGGAGCGCGGCUGGCCCGGCUUCCUCAAAUGCGACCAGUUCCCCGUCGGCUGUUCGAAUGAAGUCCAGAAGCUGAAGUUCAACACCUCGGGACAGUGUGAAGCUCCGCUGGUGAAGACGGACAUCCAGUCCAGCUGGUACAAGGAUGUGGAGGGCUGCGGGAUCCAGUGCGACAACCCGCUGUUCACCGAGGAGGAGCACGACGACAUGCACGCCUACAUCGCUUACUUUGGCACCAUCACCCUCCUCUGCACCUUCUUCACCCUGGCCACAUUUCUCGCAGACUGGAAAAACUCCAACCGCUACCCGGCCGUCAUCCUCUUCUACAUCAACGCCUGCUUCUUUGUGGGCAGCAUCGGCUGGCUGGCCCAGUUCCUGGACGGGGCGCGCACAGAGAUCGUGUGCAAGAGCGACAACACCAUGAGGCUGGGCGAGCCCUCGUCCUCAGAAACCCUGUCGUGCGUCACCAUCUUCAUCAUCGUCUACUACUCCCUGAUGUCGGGGGUGAUCUGGUUCGUCAUGCUGACCUACGCCUGGCACACGUCCUUCAAGGCGCUGGGCACCACCCACCAGCCGCUGUCCGGCCGCACCUCCUACUUCCACAUGGUCACCUGGUCCAUCCCGUUCGUCCUCACCGUGGCCAUCCUGGCCAUCGCCGAGGUGGACGGAGACUCGGUGAGCGGGAUCUGCUUCGUGGGCUAUAAGAACUACCGAUACAGAGCCGGCUUCGUGCUGGCGCCCAUCGGAGUCGUGCUCGUCGUCGGAGGCUACUUUCUCAUUAGAGGCGUCAUGACGUUAUUUUCUAUCAAGAGCAACCAUCCUGGACUGCUGAGUGAAAAAGCUGCCAGUAAAAUCAACGAGACGAUGCUGAGACUUGGUAUCUUCGGAUUCCUCGCCUUCGGCUUUGUUUUCAUCACCUUUGGCUGCCACUUCUAUGACUUCUUCAACCAGGCUGAAUGGGAGAGGAGCUUCAGAGAAUAUGUGCUGUGCGAAGCCAACGUGACCAUCGCCUCUCAGACUAACAAGCCCAUCCCCGAAUGCACCAUCAAGAACCGCCCCAGCCUGAUGGUGGAGAAAAUCAACCUGUUCUCCAUGUUUGGGACGGGCAUCGCCAUGAGCACCUGGGUCUGGACCAAAGCCACCAUCCUCAUCUGGAAACGCACCUGGUGCAAGAUUAUUGGCCGCAGCGACAACGAGCCCAAGAGGAUCAAGAAGAGCAAGAUGAUCGCCAAGGCGUUCGCCAUGAGGAAGGAGCUCCACAAGGACCCGGAGAAGGAGCUGUCGUUCAGCAUGCACACCGUGUCCCACGACGGGCCCGUGGCUGGAAUCAAUUUUGACCUGAACGAGCCGUCCAAUGACAUGUCGUCGGCUUGGGCGCAGCACGUGACCAAAAUGGUCGCCAGACGAGGAGCCAUCCUGCCUCAGGACAUUUCCGUGACCCCGACCGGGACACCAGUGCCGCCUCCGGAGGAGCGGAACAGGAUGUGGAUGGUGGAGGCGGAGAUUUCCCCGGAGAUGAUCAAGAGGAAAAAGAAGAAGAAGAAGAGGAAGAAGGAGGUGCGUCCGGCCGAAGAGGCGGCGCCGGCGGCGGACCACCAGGCCUAUCGGCAGCGGGAGUUUGGCCGCAGCUCGGUCCCCCGCCUCCCCAAGCUGCCCCGCCACCCGAGCCUGGUGGCCAACCUGCGGGAGCAGCAGAAGAUGGAGGAGGACGUCCUCCCGGGGUCGUACCCCGACCUGGACGCCCCCCGGCUGCCGCCCUACGAGGAGAGGUGUCCCUACCUGCAGUGCCGGAGCGGCAGGGGCGGCUACCCGACCCCGGACGACCGCCCCGAGGACCUGGGCCUCGGGCCGCGCUGCCCCCUCCCGUCCAGGAGGUACCCCCGGGAGGCGGGCGUGGCCGACGGGCUGUCGGACAGGAUGGCCCACCUGGCCCGGGUCCCGGCGGGCCGCAGGGUGGGCUACGGACCCAUCCACUCCCGGACCAACCUGAUGGAGGCGGAGCUUAUGGACGCUGACUCCGACUUUUAAAGUCACAACAAAGUAAGACGGAAAAAAGUGCUGGAAACUUUCACAGGUUCUUACUGAAGUGCACCGAUCGAUCCAGCUGGUCAGUUUCUGAUUUUGUUUUUCUUCAAAAAAAGAAAAAAAAAAAGGGAUAAACAGAAAAAAAACUUGUGAAUAAGU